AUCGUAUUGCAAGCGAAGAAUCUUGUGUAUAUGUGUGUGUGUGCUUAAAUAAUUCUCAAUUAUUUCGGGAGAAAAUGGGAGGAGAUCAUGGACAUGGAUUACCAAAGAUUCCAAGUCCUGAUAUAUAUAAAGUGGAGAAUGUACCAAUACUGAAAAAUAUUCAAGAAGAAUUGGCAAAAAAAGGACUAUCGGAUCCUUGGUUGAGAAAUGAAGUCUGGCGUUAUCAAAAUCUCAAUUUUUCUCGCCAUAGGCAACUAACAUAUGGUUUACUUAGAGGUGUUAAAUUUGGGUUAGCAGCAUUUUUAAUUACAAUAGGUAUAGAAAAAUAUUAUGGAAUAGAUUAUGGUCAUGGACAUGGACAUGGACAUGAUGAAAAUCAUGAUAAUCAUUAAUGUUCUUUAGAAGAAUGAAUUGCAUAUAUUAUCGCAUAAAAAUAGUAUUGUUAUUGCUGUAUACACUGUAUCUUACAAAAUAAAUUGAAAUU
Dufourea novaeangliae is the source of this 484-nucleotide messenger RNA. It is a transcript of the gene ND-B12, whose product is annotated as NADH dehydrogenase [ubiquinone] 1 beta subcomplex subunit 3. The coding region runs from base 75 to 392 and encodes 105 amino acids. Gene Ontology annotation, biological process: mitochondrial respiratory chain complex I assembly; electron transport chain. NCBI's taxonomy places the organism in Eukaryota, Metazoa, Arthropoda, Insecta, Hymenoptera, Halictidae. The record is from RefSeq and is a predicted model, not a curated record. The transcript is spliced from 2 exons. Gene Ontology annotation, cellular component: mitochondrion.